This is a messenger RNA of Vigna angularis (adzuki bean), 1921 nucleotides long. RefSeq lists its product as uncharacterized. The transcript has 4 exons. The coding region runs from base 221 to 1669 and encodes 482 amino acids. Gene Ontology annotation, molecular function: catalytic activity. Gene Ontology annotation, biological process: GPI anchor biosynthetic process. The record is from RefSeq and is a predicted model, not a curated record. NCBI's taxonomy places the organism in Eukaryota, Viridiplantae, Streptophyta, Magnoliopsida, Fabales, Fabaceae. Gene Ontology annotation, cellular component: endoplasmic reticulum.
CAUUGCACCUUUGUCAACUCUCUGACUCUGUCUAUCUCCCUCCAUGGAGUAGUUAGGACCUAAUUUUGUCUCCACUUAUUCCAUAUAUUGCCUCGUUUGGAAGAUGUGCCACUGAUUAAGCUGGUGAAAGAAAUCAUGAUGAACAUGUCAUGAAAAAAAGAACAUUGAAUUUAUAUUUUCCUUCCCAAAAGAGAGUUUGUUAAAUUGUUUCUCUGGCGAGAUGUUUAGUGUCAUUAGAAGAAAACUCCGGCACCUUUAUUCAAGGAUACUGUGGCUACUAUGGAAGCGCCCCAGGUCUAAAGUUGUGAUCAAAAGGUUUAGAAAAUUGAACUUUAAGGGUCACCACCCCAGAGCAAAAUUGAGUAAAAACAAAUCUAGAAGUGACUCAAAUGGCCUAUUGGUUGAGUCUGAAUCUGGAAGGCCUAUUAGGAUUGCUACAUUCAAUGUUGCCAUGUUUUCACUUGCACCUGCUGUUUCAGAAUUUGAUGAAUGGGUUGUCUCCAAUCAUGAGCAUAGUUCUAAGAAGAAGAAUCUCGCAAAGGGUGACUUUCCCAAGAGUAUACUGAAGCAAUCUCCAUUGCAUGCCUCUCUGAACAAAGCUCAGAGUCUUUCUGACUCCAACAUUCUGCCACGUUCAAAUUUGAAGGUUUCUAUUAAUCUUCCCGAGAAUGAGAUUUCAUUGGCAAAUAGUAAAGAGGGCACAUCAGAUAGAAUUAUGGGAAAUGUUUCUGGCAGGCAUCAGGUCCCUGCAAGGUCUCCUGUGUGUUUUCCUUUCAUUAUGAACUACUGUGAGGGCAGUGAGAGAUUCGCAAGCAGCAGAAGCAUCCUGGAAGUUCUGAGGGAGAUUGAUGCUGAUGUGAUGGCCCUGCAGGAUGUGAAAGCAGAAGAAGAGAAGAACAUGAAGCCUCUUUCUGAUUUAGCAGCUGCCUUGGGGAUGAAAUAUGUGUUUGCUGAGAGUUGGGCUCCAGAAUAUGGAAAUGCCAUCUUAUCCAAAUGGCCAAUUAAGAAGUGGAAAGUUCAAAAGAUUGCUGAUGAUAAUGAUUUCAGGAAUGUUUUGAAGGCUACAAUUGAUGUGCCUUGGGCUGGAGAAAUAAAUUUGCAUUCUACUCAGCUUGACCACUUAGAUGAGAAUUGGAGAAUGAAACAAGUGCAGGAAAUAUUUCGCUCCAAUGACACUCCCCAUAUCUUAGCAGGAGGUCUCAAUUCACUAUAUGGAGCAGAUUACUCAUCUGAGAGAUGGACAGAUAUUUUUAAUUACUAUGAGAAACUCGGAAAGCCUAGGCCAAGGUCAGAAGUCAUGAACUUCAUGAAAUCCAAAGGCUAUAUCGAUGCAAAGGAUUAUGCAGGAGAAUGUGAGCCCAUUGUCAUCAUUGCUAAAGGCCAAAAUGUGCAGGGGACAUGCAAGUAUGGCACAAGAGUGGAUUACAUUCUGGCUUCCCCAAACUCUCCAUACAAGUACGUGCCAGGGUCCUACUCAGUGAUUUCUUCAAAAGGAACUUCUGAUCAUCAUAUAGUGAAAGUGGACAUUGUGAGAGUAAAUGCAUCUGCUCAGAAAAAUGUCAUGAGACAGUGCAGAAAACUAAAGAGUAAGGUUGUGAAAAUAACACCACCAUGUUCUGCAACAGGUGUAAGGGAAUCAACCCCACCUACCAAAAUACUUGUACCAUAGGAAAAUUAUGUGACGGAAGUGAUGAGGCAUAUUUUGAUGAACAGUGUGUUUUCUGUUAGCUGUGAAGUUAAAACGGCAUGGCCAUGCAAUAGAGUUUGACAUUUUCUAGUGCCUGCAUUAUGUGUAAAGUACUGCAUUAAUACUGCCCUUUACCCUUUUCUUUUGUUUGUCCCUGUCUGCAUAUAAAUAAUUCAUCUCAGGAUGUGAUCAUUCCUAUGUAAUAUCCCUCCACUGCAACAACAUUUUGCAUCA